AUGCUUGCACCAUUAACUACUUUUCCUGAGGAAGACAGGUGCCCCACUAAACAGGAAAUAAAAGCUUUUGCGAAAGCUCUCGUGACUCCGGAGAAGGCUUUGGAAAAAAUAAGAGAGGCCAAGGAGCAAGAACAGGCGGCCCGUGCUUUCAAACCACCUGUCGCGGCUCCACAACCAGCCCCGGCGGAAGCUGAACCAGAAGUAAGACCUGGUAUACCGUCAGGAGCAGAUGAUUUGCCACACCUGCCGGAGCUCAGACCUGGCUCAGAUGGCAAAGUAGACUGGACUCCACUUGGAGCCCUUACUGGAACGAGGCCCAGUGUUAACAAGUAUUCUUUAAGCAGAUACUCCCUCAGCGAGUGGAGAAAACAUAACGAUGAUGUUCUCAACCCUGACGUAAUAAAUGAGUCUAAUAUCGUAGACUAUAAUGCUAAGACUUCCAUUAUGCAGGCAUUUGGAACUAUUGAUAAACAGCAACUAGAAAACAAUAAAAGGUUGAAACAGAAAGCAAGAGAUAUAUUCCGAUGGAAAAUUGAAGUUGAGAGAGCUUGCAAAGCCAUUACCGAAGAGGUCGAGUUGCUGGAAAUUGACAGACAGCGGCUAAAGGGUGCUUCUAGAGUUUUGAUGCUACCUGAAUCAAUCUCGAGAGAAUGUUUAGACCUUCGAUCGAAUCGAUUUGAACCUGAUUUAGUGGCUGAUAUUGCAGAGCAAGAGCUUAUCAAAGAAAUGAAUCUAGUGAGUGAAGUCAGAGCCACAAUAAAAAAUACCCUUGCCACUAUAGAAGAACAAAUGGCAAUAAAUAAAGCGGCAAAACAUAGGAUAGAAUACGAUUGGUGUGAUAAAACUAUGGCUUAUAAUACAGAAGCUAUUAAUUUAAGUCUUAGUACGAAAUCGAACACGUUAAUGUUUAGACCUGGCUCGACGAGGUUUGGUGACUUCAGUGCUCCAUUAGAAUACUGGGAGUAUUUUUGUCGAGAGAAUGUGCAAAAUUGCGAAUCAGCUCGUCAGAAAUCAGCUGACUUAAGAGGCAGCUUGAACGCCAUUUUGAUAAAUAACGGUAGGAAACUUCGCACUCAAGCGGACAGAACUGACAUGGCUUUAGCUGAAACUGUGGCUAUUACUUCUGAACUAUGCACAAGACUGGAGGAAAACCUACGUACCACGCUCCAACGAACAGCUGAUAUGGAAGCUUUAAUUGCAGAUCUUCAAGACUCUAUUAAAAAAAUGGACGCGGCUAUGAAACUAGCUCAAACUAGGCUUGACAAUAGAAAUAAUUGGAGGCCACACGGAGAGAGCGUUAGGGAUCAGCCACAUUUAGGUUUGAUUGAAGAAGUCAAGAAGAUCCAUGAGACGGUGACGUCGCUUCUUGGUCAACUGAGGAACGCUGAGAGGCUGAGGACCGAUUUGAUGCAAAAGAGGGUGGAACUAGAAAAGGCUAUCGCUGCGAAGAGAAAGACUCUCAACAUAGACCGGGACCGAUGUGGAAUGGUUCGUUCUCACUACCCGUCCGCGUCAGAACUGGCCGGGUUCUAA
Messenger RNA from Helicoverpa zea (corn earworm), 1533 nucleotides. RefSeq names its product tektin-4-like. The transcript has a single exon. The record is from RefSeq and is a predicted model, not a curated record. Gene Ontology annotation, biological process: cilium assembly; cilium movement involved in cell motility. Lineage: Eukaryota; Metazoa; Arthropoda; Insecta; Lepidoptera; Noctuidae. Gene Ontology annotation, cellular component: microtubule cytoskeleton; nucleus. The coding region runs from base 1 to 1533 and encodes 510 amino acids.